This is a messenger RNA of Hermetia illucens (black soldier fly), 5547 nucleotides long. RefSeq names its product A disintegrin and metalloproteinase with thrombospondin motifs 1. The transcript has 15 exons. The record is from RefSeq and is a predicted model, not a curated record. Bases 1643 to 4366 code for a protein of 907 amino acids. Gene Ontology annotation, biological process: proteolysis. Lineage: Eukaryota; Metazoa; Arthropoda; Insecta; Diptera; Stratiomyidae. Gene Ontology annotation, molecular function: metalloendopeptidase activity.
UUUGUGCUGUUUGGUUUGGGUUUUGGUAGAUACAAGAUACAAGAAGAAGGAAUUAUUAUAACUUGCGAUUUCAAAGAUUUCGUUUUCAGUUUUAGUGUGUGCCGACCAGUUUAAGUCGACGGCCACAGUCAUCAAGAAGUUCAAAGAUAGAUAGUGAAACCUUUUCACUUAUUCGCUCGGCAUUUUAGCGGAAAAAUUUAUUUUAAGAAAUUACAUUUUAGUGUCUACUGCUAUCCGUUUCCGAUAUUUGUAAAAAUAAUCCGUGUGUUUAGUUAAAUUUUCUUAUUUGGUGUUUAUUUCUGCUGGAAAAGCACAACCGUGCGGAAAUCCAAUCUGGCGACUUGCAUUACUUUUACUUUUUUCUCGUUUCACAUCGUGGGUAUCUGAGAUUUUGUAAUACUGGACUGAAUGUUCCGUUUUGUAGCGUGUGUGUGAUCGAUUCGCUCGUGAUUUUGUUGUUAAUGUGACUGGAAUUAUCGCAUAUUUUUGAACUUCACAAGCUAAUAAGUAUUAUAAAUAUAUUGACACUCAUUAUCGUGCCCCUUUGCUGAUAACGAGAAUCUCAUCUAAGCACACUUGAAUGUUUCUAAGUAUAUUUAUGUGCCUCAUCUGUUCCAUUGAAAUUGGCUGAUCAAAUUUUUGAUCCGAUUCAAAUACCUGACCCGAUUUGUGCAUUUUCGGCCAAUCCACUUUUAAUUCUAACAUUUAAUGGGAAAUAUAUGAAACAAGAAGUAUUGUCCAUUGCACCUAUAAGUCAACGAUACUGCUUUUGUUGUGUUCGUAAGAGAAAGUGAAUUUGUAAUAUAAUAAUACUACUCACGAUCAGCCUCGUACGCGAUUCCGAGCAUACAAACUCUUAUGGUUAUCCGAUGCAUACUACGAAAAUAAAAGUGAGCGUGUAUUUUCUGCAAUAAGUUGAGUGAGCUAAAACAAAAUCGCGGAAGAGACAUAAGUAAAUAAUAACAAUUUACUAUGCAUGGAAAAACCAGAAGAAAAACUAUCAUGAUCAGUGAAUAAUACAAUUAUUGGCGACUCGCGUUGCUUUUCCCACAUGUAUGUACUAUAAGAACUGUAUCGAUCUAAUUAAAUUUGAAUUUCGCGCGCUUGCGGACACCUUAUGUUAGUAUAUGCAGCACUAUCGGAACUAUCUUUUCUCCGUGUAUCUUGGUUUGUGAUCAGAUCGGUCGUUACGUUUUGAUGCUGUAAUCAAAAGUGUAACAAUUUCAACGACCAGUGAACGUGAACGUAUCGAUAAAAUCGAUUUUGUGUGAUUUAUGUGUAUCCAUAAAAUAUGUUGUUAGUGGUGACGUGAUUAACACUGCCGUUUUCUCAUUUCACCAAGAGCCACAUUAUCAAUAUGAUUAUGAGAUAGAAAUGGGAUUAAGAUAGCUCUACAAGGAAAUAUAAUGAAAAGUGCAUAUCAUCUGCAGACAAAUCUCUAGAAAUUGGAUAAACACGUGCAUACUUUGAAAAUUAUAGUGAAAGAGUGUAGAAUUUUUUUCCGAACGGCCAAUUUUAAUUGGGAUUAAGUGGAUUGAAGUGAGGCGGAGCAACUAUCGAAUCUUUGGAAUAACUAUAAAUGCAGGCUUAGGAUAGUAAUUAAUUGUAGUAGCUGAUUUAAAGAUUUUGGAUAUUUUACAAGAUGAGAGUGUUUGCAAUAUAUUUAGCAUCAUGCAGCUUGUUUUGUACUUGCCUAGCACUGCCAGAGGUUCACAAUCAGAUGACCGUCGACGAACUCAAAUCAGUAUUUCAUGUUGAAGAUCACAAUUCUGUGCCCGACUAUCAACUUGUACAACUCAACCAUCAUGGCGUAUUGCAUUCGGUCCAUAAACGAAGCAUCAACACUUUAGACGAUGUCAACACGAAAGAAUCGCAUCAUGUGAAGAAGGAUUUAAGUAAAUCACCAUAUUAUAGUGAAUUAAAGUUGAGCCUAACGCAACACGGUGAAAAUAGUUUAAGUGAUAAAAAUUUCAGUGAAAAAUUGAAAAAUCUAGAUCUAAGUCAGAUCAAAGAGCAUAAUGUUUCGUUCAGUGCGUUUGGUGAUGUGUUAAACUUAACCUUGAAACCGGCGGAAGGAUUAUUCAAAGAUGGGCCCAAGUCACUACGCAUGUGGACCGUCAGGAGUGAGCCAAAUGCUACGCAGGGCGUGCAGUAUGAGGAAGUUUAUGAUGAGACAGAAAAUCCUGAACAUGUUGGUGAAGUGUUUCAAGACGAAAAAAAUAUGGCUGCGAUUUUAAUGCGACGGCAAGUCGAAUCUGGAGAUCUUGUAAUGGAAGGUAGCAUAGGCCAUGAACUGGUUAUCAAACCGCUCCCAAAAAACCUUAGCCCGGACGAUGGUGUUCAUCAUGUGAUAUAUAAGAGAACCGUUGAUGCUAACGAUCAAUUUAGUGAUUUUGCAUUCAUGGAACCAGAUCGUUUGGAGAAGCGUUAUCGCGAGCGAAGAUCAGCGACCGCGACACAACAAGAAGAGGAGCAACUCACGUCGUCAUUGACCGACGACUACGAUCAAGACGAUGACAAGGGCACAACACCAUUGAAGAGGAAGGAGAGGAGGUCAAAACGUGAAGCCCCGUAUAUCAUCUACCCGGAAAUAUUGGUGAUAGUUGAUUAUGAUGGCUACAGACUUCAUGGCGGUGAUAAUCUUCAGGUGAAAAGAUACUUUGUUUCAUUUUGGAAUGGAGUUGAUCUCAGGUACAGGUUGCUGAAAGGGCCGAGGAUACGAAUAAGUAUAGCUGGUAUCAUUAUCUCAAGAGGAAGAGAUGCAACACCAUAUCUAGAACGAAAUCGUGUCGGACGAGAUGCAAUCGAUUCGGCUGCAGCUCUAACAGAUAUGGGUAAAUAUCUGUUUCGCGAAAGACGGCUACCAGUGUAUGAUAUAGCAGUUGCAAUCACAAAAUUAGAUAUGUGCAGACGACUACAGCAAUAUGGUGAAUGUAAACGUGGUACAGCAGGAUUUGCAUACGUUGGUGGUGCUUGUGUUGUAAAUAAGCGAUUAGAAAAGGUUAACAGUGUUGCAAUUAUCGAAGAUACUGGUGGAUUCAGUGGAAUUAUUGUUGCUGCUCACGAAGUUGGACACUUAUUGGGCGCUGUUCAUGAUGGGUCACCGCCACCAAGUUAUUUAGGAGGUCCUGGUGCUGAAAAAUGUCGAUGGGAAGAUGGUUACAUUAUGUCAGAUUUAAGACAUACUGAACGAGGUUUUAGAUGGUCACCUUGUACGGUACAAAGUUUUCAUCAUUUUUUAAAUGGUGAUACCGCCAGCUGCCUCCAUAAUGCCCCACAUGAAGAUGAAGCGCUAGGAAGAGCAAUGCCAGGAACACUACUUUCAUUAGAUGCACAAUGUCGACGAGAUCGAGGAACAUAUGCAUGCUUUAAAGAUGAUCGAGUGUGUGCACAGCUAUUCUGUUUCGAUUCGCUAACAGGAUAUUGCGUAGCAUAUAGGCCGGCCGCUGAAGGUUCUUCUUGUGGUAAUGGAUUGCAUUGCUUAGAUGGUCGAUGUGUAGCCCAACCGCAACAACAGAACGCCAUUCCAAACUACACACAAGAUGGAGGUUUCUCGAAUCUGUAUCGUCCGGUUUUCAACGAUGAAUAUGAUGAUAUUGAAGAUACGACAAUAGUAGCGCCGCCAUCAACAGCUGCACCACUAAAGUAUAAAAAGCGGAUCUAUUAUAGAUCAACUACACAACAGACACCAUCGUCAUCAACGUCUGAUAGGUCUUUUGAUGAAUACUUAAAUAGUUUCCCCAUGGCAACGGAUAUCCCUUCAGAUCCUCCUAAACCAGAAAAUUCUCUAGAUAGCAAAAAACCUCGUUACACAACAACUACCACAGCAACAACAGCUAUAACUACAACAACAGCAAAACCUCCAACUAGUAUUAAUCCUUUCUAUUUUGGUUUUUCAAAAUUUACUACCAAUACCAAUAAGCCACAACCACAGACACAACAUAUUAACAAUAGAUCCCAACAAUCAUCAAUUGGUUCAACAAUGAUCCCAUCAAUUAGUUUAUCAUAUUCAAACAACAAUAAUAAUAGAAGUAACACUCAGAUGAACACAAAUACAGUGAAUAGCAAUUUCAACAACAUACCAACAACGAAAUUGACUAGUACAACGUUCAGACCUACUACCAGUAUCACCACGACAUCAAAAUACAACUUGAGCAAACAAAAAUUUGGUACGCCCACACCUGAAGAACUGUUUUUCAAUUCGUACUUGAAGAAACUGAAGACGACAACACGAAAUCCUUAUAAUUUCGAUAAUUUAGCAGAAUACUAUAAAACGACGCCAACUAGUGCACCGCUUGUAGUAUAUUCAUGGAAUUUCCUUGGAGCAAAUAGCAAGAAUGCCCCACCAGGCAUUCUGUACGCUUGAUUAAUCAUUGAGAAUUACGUUUCGUUGAAAACACUCAAUGAUGUAGAAAAGUAGAAUUUUAUGAAAAUUUGACACAAUUGUUGGUUAGCACUGGCGGGAAAAAGAAAUAAGAAGCGACGUCUGCGGAAACCAACGAGAUAUUGCCAUUAUUUUAAAAAUAAUAGCUAGAAUACUACUAUUAAUAACUGAGUAAAUGAAUAGUUUAACGAUAUUCUAGUUUAGGACUAAAUUUGAGUUACGUUGACUGCAAAUAUAUAGGUGAAAUUAAUUAUUUUAGAAUUUUUAAUACAUACAUAAUUUUAUUAUGUAUACGUGCAUAUGUGAUAAUUUUUUCUUCACGAUGAAUCCUAUAUUUUUUUGGUUCAAACAAGGGAUAUAAACAAAAAUUGCAUUGAGAAUGCAUUAGGAAAUAUAAAAAAUCAACAAAGUAUGUAAAAUGAAAACUCAAAUCAGAUUUAUGGGAACUAUUAAUAUAAGGAAAUCUCCAAUCGUGUGCUAAAAUUAUUGAAAAAUUAGAAAAGUUUACGCUAUAUAUACCAUAUAUGUUCUAAUUAAGUACGAAGGAAAACUAAAAUGUAGGAGUACUAUUAUUAUCUAUAUACAAACUGCAAUAACUAUUGUGAAUUGCAUAGCGAUAGACAAAAAGGAUAAUUGCAGAUAUUCCAAAAAACUUGUAAAAAAAACGCAUAUAAGACUUGGAAUGAGAACGAUCAAAAUCUACGAAUAAACAACUGUAUCAUAAAAAUACUCUUUUAGAUAGUGCAUAUUCAUAAAUUAUUUUUAUACUACAUACCAAUACCAACCAAACAUUAUGAUGACAACCGUUUACGAACAAAAUCAAAUUGAUUGACCCUAGUGCAGUAUUAUUCAUGUCAGAGAGUUUUAUGUGAAACAAAAAAUACUAACAUGUGUAAAUUUAUCUGCAAUUGUUCAGAAAGUAAUGCAAGAAUGCACGAAAGUGAAAUGAGAAACUAUUAAGUAUAUUCUCAAUAGAAUGGAGAUAUAUUCUAAAUAAAAUGAAAGAUACUGGUAGAAAUAUAUGUAGAGUAUGAAAUAAUGUCUAGCGAUAUUUCAUUUUUUAUUGUUUCACAUUCUAUAUUAUAUGGUGAAAUUUUAAAAAAUCAAGUCUACAAAUAUGUAAAAAUGGAAAAUAUUUUGUAAUAAAAUACCGUAAGAAAAUA